AUGGAGGCUAGUAAGAAGGAAGAGAUGGCUAUUAAUUUGGAAAUGGCCCAAAAUUAUAGUCUGCUUCUGGAAGAGCAGUGGAGACGCUUCAACCAAGCCCUGGAAAAGGUGGAGAUAUCUUGUGGCGUGGAAUUCCAGGUGGAAGAAGAAGCACGUAUUCAAGCUGAGGAAUGGUGCCUGCUCUCAAAGAGCAAUUUUGACAAAUUGCUAGCCGCGCAUCCUUCAGUAGUUCAAAUUGAAGUCGCCUACAACCCACAACAUUCGCCCACGGAUGCCCCUGUUGCAACUGCAUCCAUACAAUUGCCGAAAAUACAGUUAACAACAUUUGACGGCAGACCAUCGGACUGGGUAUCUUUCCACGAUACAUUUUGUUCCUUGAUACACACAAACACCAGCAUCACAGAUGGUCAAAAGAUGCAUUACUUACGCAGUUGCCUUAAAGGGAAAGCUUUACAAGCUAUCAGCGGACUUAAAGUAGGUGACGCAAAUUACUCCGAGGCCUGGAACAUUUUAAUAGAUCGCUAUAAGGUUAUGCGAUUAUUAGUGGAAACGCAUUUACAUGCAAUUUUCACAAUAGAGAAGUCUACAAAAGACACAGCCGCAUCAAUUAAGUCAAUACAUGGAUUUGUAUUGCAACACAUUGCUGCUUUACGUGCACUUGGCCGCCCGUAG
This is a messenger RNA of Musca domestica (house fly), 672 nucleotides long. RefSeq lists its product as uncharacterized. The coding region runs from base 1 to 672 and encodes 223 amino acids. The transcript has a single exon. The record is from RefSeq and is a predicted model, not a curated record. Lineage: Eukaryota; Metazoa; Arthropoda; Insecta; Diptera; Muscidae.